Molecule: messenger RNA, 3378 nt
Organism: Talaromyces proteolyticus
Lineage: Eukaryota; Fungi; Ascomycota; Eurotiomycetes; Eurotiales; Trichocomaceae
Product: NACHT domain protein
Exons: 7
Coding region: 84-3308 (1074 amino acids)
Source: RefSeq, a predicted model, not a curated record
CGACUUGAAAAAUCUUGAAAGUCCUACGGUCGAAACAAUACCUGCUUGUGUGAACGUUGGAAUCCACUCGAUCAUUAUCAAGUAUGCCAUUAAGAAGGGAUCCCGCAUUGGCUGCUGCUCAACGAAUGGUUCGAGAAGCGUUUGAGGAUCUAAACAAAGCCGUGUCACCAGCUGACUCGGGAGAUUUCGAAACAACUACUCUGCAGAGCGUGCAGAAUGCGGCACUAGAGAUCGAGAAUCAGCUCGCAGCAAGGCAGUCCUUGCGCAAUAUGCGUCGUCUCAUGCCCCUAUUCUCUGGAUUAGGCCACUACGCAAAAACUAUUGAAGUUCUCUGCAAUGGAACACCUUACCUACCAUGGAUCUGGGCUCCGAUCAAAUUGAUAUUGAAGAUCUCCUCAGAUUACGUGGAAGCCUUCGAGCAGAUUGUUAAAGCUUAUUCGCGAAUAGGAGAAUCCUUGACAAGAUUUAAAGUCCUAAGUGAGACUUUCAGUCAAAAUACCGAGUUCCAGCAGACCUUUGCAGUUUUUUACGUCGAUAUUCUGCAAUUUCACAAAGAAGCCUACAAGUUUGUUCGAAGAAGCGGUUGGAGAAUCUUCUUUCUAACUUCCUGGGGUCGUUUUCAACGAAGGUUUGACAGUAUUCUUGAAGACCUAGCAAGACACGAGCAACAGAUUGACAAAGAAGCCAACGCUUAUAACAUUUUCGAGGCAAGAAACAUGAGAAAGGCUUUAGAGGAAUGGAGGCAAGAAAACCUAGCUAAAGUCAAGCAUGAGGAGGAAGAACAGACUGCUAGACAACUCGAGGCUAUUUGCAGAUGGUUAAAGAAAAAUGAGACGGACCAAUCACUCAUCUUCGACCGAGCAUCAACUGAAGGAUCAAAACAUCCUGGGACGUGUUCGUGGGUUACGAAAAAUUCCAAAAUAUCGACGUGGCUUCGGAACGACCAGUCAGACGUGCCUUUUAUUUGGCUCCAGGGCAACCCUGGAACUGGAAAGACUGUCAUUGUUGGACAGUUAAUUAAGUUUUUGAACAGUUCUCCUACGUCCUUUGUCGUGUCUCACUUUUGCACGUAUUCGUAUGCAUCGUCGAUCCAGUACGAUGAGAUUCUCAAAUCCUUACUUUUUCAAAUGCUUCUUGCGAAUAGCGAUGCGGUUGCGCAUAUAUACGGAGUAUAUGUGGUUGAACGGAAACAAACUAGUAUUUUACUUCUAGAGCAGCUUCUACAAACAGCUAUAACCGCCUGGCUAGAGGAUCGUGGUCACCAGCAUACGUUACACAUGCUUGUCGAUGGACUGGAUGAGGUGGACUCAGAGAAACAAAACCGCAUCAUCAAUGUGAUGAAUCGAAUACUGAAGGCUAGCCCAUUACGUAGCGGAACCCUCAAGGUUCUUUUCUCUUCUAGAAGUUCUCAACUUCUCAAUAGAGCGCUUAGAAAGAAACCAACCAUUUCACUAAGUGAUGAGAAGGAUAGUCUAGAACUCGGAAUCUGUGCCUACGCCGAACAGAGAUUAAAGGCACAGACUCAUCGUCUUUCCCAGCUUGGGCUUCAGGACGCUGACUUCGCAGAUAUCGGACAAAGUAUAGCCAGACGAGCGGAUGGUAUGUUUCUUUGGGCUCGUCUGGUCCUUGACUAUCUCACACACAACAUGUUCUAUAACAAUCGAGAAAUUUGGGAUGCAAUUGAGACCCUACCCCGCAAACUGGCUGAGUUCUACGAGCGGGUGUUAGUUCAAAUGAUGACCAACUUUGAUAGCCGAUCUGUCGAUCGAAUGAGGAGCAUAUUCGGAUGGAUAGCAUUUGCCAAGCGACCCCUUCGUAAAUUCGAGUUAAGAUCAGCGCUGUCCUUUGAUGCUCGUGAUCCCAUGGCGAAUGACCCUGUUCCCCACUACAUUUUCGAUAUGGCUGUACCGCUUAUUGAGGAGCGUCUUGACUCGACUCUCGCUUUUAUACAUGUUUCUGUCAAAGAUUAUCUGGAAAUGUCCGAUAGCAAGUUGCCUAUUGUCCGAGAUAAAGCAAUCUAUAAACACGGCCUCGCAUCUGCUACUUGCCUUGAGUCAGGGUUGAAUGUUUUCAAUCCAGGCUUUUCGGACUACGACCGUAACACUAGAGUAUUGAAAGGCCUACACGGCUUUCAUGUCUAUGCCAACGAAUAUUGGAUUGAUUAUGUCUUAGAGGCUCUUUCAUCAACAGAUCCGCAAAUACGGCACUCUGAUCUACUAGCGACGUUGGAAAGGCUUUCCAAUAAAUUAGCAAGCUUGGACAUCUCAUCUUAUGCUACAAGUAAAGAGAGCCAGUUCACAUCUUCAGGGGAACUCCUUGAUUUAAUUAAAGAGUAUCCAGCAUUAUAUAAGAAUGCGAAAAUUACGUUGCAAGCACGAGCUCGGAAGACCUUAGGUAGUAUGACUGACCAAGAAGAGUAUUUAUCGGCUGAACUGCAACCGAUUCAGGAACUUGGAGACGCCUUGAAGAACUAUCAAGCAACUAUUCGAGCUCUCCUCGUUCUACGCAACUUUCCUGCGAUAACAACGGAGGAGCUAGAGCAUUUUCAGCAAGAACAUAGCAUAAGCGCAUUUACCUGUCGUUUACCCUCUUGUCCUCGAGCCACGGUGGGGUUUGAAAAUAAGGAAUCGCAGCUGAAACAUGAGGCUACUCAUGCACCAUGUAUCAAAUGUUCCUUCCCUGGCUGCCAAUACCCCUCAUUUCGAUCUGCACGGGCGUUGAAGAAUCACGAGGUCAAUUGCCAUAAUAGCGCAAGUGGCAGACAAAGAAUACGCAAAGCGGAUACUCUAGCCAGCCAGCAGACAACAUCUGAUCACGGUGAAGUUUCGAGGAAAUACGGGCAAGAUGCACCGCCUAAUGAAAAGGAUGCUUCCAUGGUAGAAAGGGAGAAGAAAUCUGACCUUCACAAUGAUCUAUAUGAUGACCGGGGUAGCUACCUGGGCACUACAUCUGUUAGGCCUUCGAUUUCGAAUAUAUGGGACUUGAUUAAUAUUCCAAAUAUUGAAUCUAGUUUGCCCGCCGAUCAACACAUUUCAAUAGACAAAAGUACGAUACCAAAAGUAUUUCCCCACCCACCAUAUACAACUCAAGACAAAAAUUAUGUUACACAAGGGGGCAGCUUCCAUAAUGAGAUGGAACACACCGUGACCAGGCGUCCAGGAAUGUCUACUCCGCCAUCUCCUCACAAUGGCGGGCUUUUGAAACCACCUAACCCAGCAUCGUUAAGUUCCUACAUUGAGGCAAAUUCCCUAGAUAUGAUUACGAGAGAUUGGCUCUCGUCGCCCCUAAAUACAUCACUGUUUCCGUGAGUUGCAACGGGUUUCGCCAAUGGGCAUCUCUAACUGGGGACUACGGCCUUCCAUUCACUUCUGGUAUCUG